This is a messenger RNA of Microthlaspi erraticum, 318 nucleotides long. NCBI's taxonomy places the organism in Eukaryota, Viridiplantae, Streptophyta, Magnoliopsida, Brassicales, Brassicaceae. The record is from the annotation of a GenBank genome assembly.
AUGGAAAUAAACAAUAACCCCACUGCAUCCAAGUCGUCAUUCUUGGGUAGACUUACAACGCGUUCCAUGUCAGAAGGAUCUCGCAAGCGCGGAUCAAACGUUGUACGUGGCUAUAUAUACCUUGAUGAUAGUAUCAGCAAAACCUCAAACUCGGUGCCAGAAGAACCUUCAGUUCCACAAACGAUGUCUUCAAAGAAAACUGCUUCGCACUUCAGGCGAGACAGUGAUAAGCAAAGCCACAACGAGUCCAUAUUUGCUGCUUUAAAAUUGGAUAAGAAACCAGUUAUGACGAAUCCACAAGUGCAACGAUGGUUUUGA